AUGGCUCUCCCGCCGCGCCGCGCCGGCGUGCUCCUCCUCGUUGCCCUCGCGCUCGCGGCGAUCGUCUUCAGCUCCGCCGACGCGGCCCGAGUUCCAAAGGCCCUUGAGGUCCAGGAAGCCUCGGCGGCUGACGGACGACAGGCACAAGCUCCCACAGGCAGCGACGACGACGCCAUGCCGGUCGAGCAUGUCGUCGUGGUCGACAAGCGCGGCGGUGGUCAUGGCGGCGGCGAAGGAGGCGGUGGUCAUGGCGACGCAGGAGAAGGCGGCGGUCAUGGCGGCGAAGAAGGUGAAGGAUCAAGAGGCUUUGGAGGCGUCGGGUACCACGGGUACGGGAGUGGCCGGGGCCCCAAUUCGGCGUCCAGUGGCCGCGUCGAUGGCGUCUGGAAGGUGGGCGUCGCCGCCUCGGUUCUGGGCGCCGCUGCCUGGCUGCUGUAG
Messenger RNA from Sorghum bicolor (sorghum), 438 nucleotides. RefSeq names its product glycine-rich cell wall structural protein 2-like. Lineage: Eukaryota; Viridiplantae; Streptophyta; Magnoliopsida; Poales; Poaceae. Bases 1 to 438 code for a protein of 145 amino acids. The transcript has a single exon. The record is from RefSeq and is a predicted model, not a curated record.